AUGCACCGACAUCAAGCAAGUUGGUUUUGUCAAAACAACGGUGCUACGAAGGCCGCGUGUGCUGCUUACAAGAAUCGAAACACUGGCACAAAACAAUGGGAUACUUGCCCCGAUUGCACACCCCAAAAUCUCGUCAACACUCCCGAUUGGGUAUGCUGGUCUAACCAGAAGCACAUUGGCGGCGAUGAGUGGAACUAUUAUUGCCUUCAAGCUGGAGCUUAUGCUAGCGAGGCUAACUAA
Botrytis sinoallii is the source of this 240-nucleotide messenger RNA. RefSeq lists its product as uncharacterized. The transcript is spliced from 4 exons. The coding region runs from base 1 to 240 and encodes 79 amino acids. NCBI's taxonomy places the organism in Eukaryota, Fungi, Ascomycota, Leotiomycetes, Helotiales, Sclerotiniaceae. The record is from RefSeq and is a predicted model, not a curated record.